Aspergillus saccharolyticus JOP 1030-1 is the source of this 2217-nucleotide messenger RNA. RefSeq names its product pheromone-regulated protein PRM1 (gene prm1). The transcript has 2 exons. Bases 1 to 2217 code for a protein of 738 amino acids. The record is from RefSeq and is a predicted model, not a curated record. Gene Ontology annotation, cellular component: mating projection tip. NCBI's taxonomy places the organism in Eukaryota, Fungi, Ascomycota, Eurotiomycetes, Eurotiales, Aspergillaceae.
AUGGGGGUUUUCGGACCUGCACGAAGCAUAUUUCCCCUGCUGCCACCUUACGGCGCUCAUGAUCCCAGCGGAGGCUCAGGUCGGAUUAUCCCACUCCACCCGGACGGCAUUACACCCUACCUGGGCCUGCGAGCCCGCCUGUCACAGUCAUGGCUCAACCGAUGGACUAUCCUACUGCUCUUGGUCUUGGUCAGAGUACUGUUGGCCGUUUCGAGCAUACAGAACGACAUGGCAAAAGCGAAGACGGAAGCGCUUUCAGCAUGUACAUCGGUGGAAACCAUGGGCAGCACGAUGGCCUCCAUGCCGCACUACUUGGCUCAGGGGGUCAACGAGCUGGCAGUGAAGACGGUCAAUGCCGCAAUCGACGGGCUGGAGAGCGUGUUGACCCUGUCGCUAACCGCUGUGGAAGAGCUGGUCAUCUUCUUCGUCAAAGUUAUGUAUCAAACCUACCUCUGCCUCUUCACGCUGGUCGUGCGAGGCGCAGUCGAGAUCGGAGUCAGCAUUCUGGAAGACGCUGCCGAUUUCCUAAACUCAACCAUCAAGACAGUCGGGGAAGAUAUUGGCAAGGCAGUCGACACGUUCGAGGAUACCUUGGACAGUUUCCUCAAGAAAGUCAACACCGUUCUCAGCGCCCUUGGUACGAGUGUCCCGACCCUGAACCUCACCAACUCCAUCAAUACCCUCGAGAACGCCCACCUCCCCUCCUCCAUCGACACCAGUCUCGAUAAAUUGAACAACUCCAUCCCCACUUUCGACGAAGUCAGCAACUUCACCGAGAACGUGCUUCGCCUACCGUUCGAGGAAGUUAAAAAACUGGUCAAUGGCUCGCUGGGGACAUACAGCUUCAACGCAUCGGCGCUGUCGGUGCCGGCCAAGCAGAAACUUACCUUCUGCGACUCGAACGACGGCAUCAACUCCUUCUUUGAAGGCGCCACCGAUGUCGCUCUCACGGCACGCAAAAUCUUUAUCGCUAUCCUGGUCAUCGCAGCCAUUCUGGCGUGCAUCCCGAUGGCAUGGCAGGAAAUUCGGCGCUGGCGCCACAUGAGGGAACGCUCGCAGCUGGUGCGCAAGGAGGCCCACGACCCGAUGGACGUGGUCUACAUCGUGUCACGGCCCUACACAGCCGCAGCCGGGAUCAAAGCCGCCAGCCGGUUCAGCAACAGCCGGGCUCAGAUCCUGGUGCGGUGGGCGAUUGCAUACGCGACGACGCCCGCAGCGCUGUUCGUGCUCUGCCUGGCCCUCGCCGGCCUCCUCUCCUGCCUGUGCCAAUACCUGCUCCUCUCCGCCGUGAAACGCACCGUGCCCGAGCUCUCCGAAGAGGUCGGCCAGUUCGCUGACAAGGUCGUCUACGCGCUGGCCAACAGCUCGGCGGAGUGGGCCAACAAUACCAACACGGCGAUCCUGCACGUCGACUCGCAGAUCAACGACAACGUCCUCGGCUGGGUCAACACCAGCACCACCGCCCUCAACGACACUCUCAACACCUUUGUCGACAAGACCAUCGAGGUCCUCAACGGCACGUUCGGCGAUACCAUCCUCUACAAUCCCCUCCUCGAGGUGUUCAACUGCCUCGUCGGCUUGAAGGUCGCCAGCGUCCAGAAGGGCCUUACCUGGGUCCACGACCACGCCCACGUCGACUUCCCCCUCUUCCCCAACGACACCUUCUCCCGCGGCGCCGCCGCCUCCCUGAACGAUACCGCCGGCGGCAGCAGCAGUGACGACAGCUUCCUCGCGGAGGCCGGCGACCAGACCUCCAACAAGAUCACCGAGGUGGUCAACCAGGUGAUUACCGCCCUUGAGAAAGGCAUCCGCCUGGAGACCAUCAUCGCCUCCUUCAUCCUGCUGGUCUGGGUCAUCAAUGCCCUGUGCGGGAUCACGCGGGCCUUGAUCCUCUUGGCCAAAAAGGACAAAACUCGCGGCGAGGGCGGCCCUGCGCCCGCGUCGUCCAGACCGAACCCUGCCUCGCCGAGUUCCGGUCUCGGUCCGAAUGCGGGCUUCAUCGAUGUCCCCUUGACGAGUAUGCCGAGGCAGCAGCAGCAGCAGCAUCGUACUACCACUUCUACUACUACUGCCACUACAAUUACACCGACCGAAGAGUUGGGCGUCUAUCCAGACGAAAAAGUCGGGUUCGCAGGACAGAGGAAUGCAUUACGUGUGGACGGGGUCUCGGACUUGAGAGGCAGUAGUUAUGUCGAGUAUGGAAUAGGGAAGCAUUGA